Papaver somniferum (opium poppy) is the source of this 2450-nucleotide messenger RNA. RefSeq names its product auxin transporter-like protein 2. The record is from RefSeq and is a predicted model, not a curated record. The transcript has 9 exons. Gene Ontology annotation, cellular component: plasma membrane. NCBI's taxonomy places the organism in Eukaryota, Viridiplantae, Streptophyta, Magnoliopsida, Ranunculales, Papaveraceae. The coding region runs from base 680 to 2131 and encodes 483 amino acids.
AAGCUCCCAAACCCGUUUGAUAAAAUUGCAUUGCAUAAGAUGUUCAAAUGCUUCCAAGUUCCAAACCUGUUUGAUAAAGUUGCACUGAUUGUUUUCUUUUCUUACGACACUAAAGAUUUCAUCCGUGCCUCAGCAGCCUCGAAAAUUUAAAAGGAAGAAAGAAACUUUGUAGUCUUCAAAAGUUGGAUAAAUGAAAGAAUGGAGAAACAGAAUUAAUUGGGAAGGGGGCUAUAUUAAGUGCUGGGAUAUUCAGUACCUAAUUAGUUUAACACUACAAGGAUUAAAAUUAAAUUCACAAUCAUGUGAGGUUGAUUAAAGUAAAAUAGUGGAAGCCGUUUACGAGAGCUAUAAAAAGAAGAAAGCUUUCGUUUUAAUUGAAUCCGGUACUUAAAAUUUUUUCGAAGUGAUCAGAAGAACGUCUUUUUCUUUAGAUCUUGAUUCCUCUCCUUCUUCUUCUAAACGAAUACGAAUCAAGAAAACAAAAAAUUUCAAAUUGGUGUCAUUCGUACUUGUAAUUCUUCUCAUCAAACCAGACCAGGCUUCAAUUCUUCUUCACUCUCCCUGCUUGUAAUUUCACUGAUUCUGUACAAUCCUGAUUCACAGUACAUAAUAAGCAGAUCUCUUUCUCCAUACAUAUUCAUGCGUUUCGGAGUUUUGAGGUGACACAGUUUGAAAAGAAAUGUCGUCGAAACCAGGUGAAGAAGCAAUAGUAUCAAGUUACAACGAGACUGAAGAUGAUGGCGGAGGAAGAAGCAGAGAUCAAGGUGAAAAUGAAGAUCAAUCAAUGUUUAACGUCAAGAGUUUUCUUUGGCAUGGUGGUUCUGUUUAUGAUGCUUGGUUUAGUUGCGCUUCAAAUCAAGUAGCCCAAGUGCUGUUAACACUACCAUAUUCGUUUUCGCAACUUGGAAUGUUAUCAGGGAUAAUCUUUCAACUUUUUUACGGUAUCGUUGGUAGUUGGACAGCUUACCUUAUUAGUGUUCUUUACAUCGAAUAUCGAAGUCGAAAAGAAAAAGAGAAUGUCAACUUUAAGAACCAUGUUAUUCAGUGGUUUGAAGUGCUUGAUGGGUUGUUAGGACCUUACUGGAAAGCAAUUGGAUUGGCUUUUAAUUGCACCUUUCUCCUCUUUGGUACUGUCAUUCAGCUUAUAGCCUGUGCAAGUAACAUUUACUACAUAAAUGAUAGACUGGACAAAAGAACAUGGACAUACAUAUUUGGAGCCUGCUGUGCAACAACUGUGUUCAUACCUUCAUUUCACAAUUACCGUAUUUGGUCGUUUCUUGGUCUUGGUAUGACCACUUAUACUGCUUGGUAUAUGACCAUUGCCGCUUUGGUUCACGGCCAGGUUGAAGAUGUUCAACAUACUGCUCCCACAAAACUGGUGUUGUAUUUCACCGGAGCCACAAAUAUUCUCUACACUUUCGGUGGUCAUGCUGUUACUGUUGAAAUCAUGCAUGCAAUGUGGAAGCCACAAAAGUUCAAGUACAUAUACUUGAUCGCCACAUUAUACGUAUUCACAUUAACCCUGCCCUCGGCCUCAGCGGUUUAUUGGGCGUUCGGUGAUCAACUUCUAAACCACUCCAAUGCUUUCUCUCUUCUUCCUAAGAACGCUUGGCGUGAUACUGCCGUCAUCUUAAUGCUUAUUCAUCAAUUCAUCACAUUUGGGUUCGCAUGUACACCAUUGUAUUUCGUAUGGGAGAAAGUAAUAGGAAUGCACGAUACGAAGAGUAUAUGCUUAAGGGCACUCGCUAGACUGCCUGUGGUAGUACCGAUAUGGUUCCUUGCAAUUAUUUUUCCAUUCUUCGGGCCCAUUAAUUCUGCUGUUGGUGCACUUCUUGUCAGCUUCACAGUCUACAUUAUACCGGCCCUUGCUCAUAUGCUCGUGUACAGAAAAGCAUCUGCCCGUCAGAACGCUGCUGAGAAACCGCCAUACUUCCUCCCGAGUUGGACCGCAAUGUACGUGAUCAACAUCUUCAUUGUUGUAUGGGUUUUGAUUGUUGGAUUUGGAUUCGGAGGAUGGGCUAGUAUGACUAAUUUCAUUCGACAAGUCGACACAUUUGGAUUGUUCGCGAAAUGUUAUCAAUGUAAACCUGCAGCACCAGCUGCGCCGUCGCCGAAAUCGCUUCGCCAUUGACGGAAAUGAUCAAGAAAUGACCAACUCGGGAGAUUGUCAACUACAAUCAACAAAAUCUCACUUUCUUCUUCUUGUAUUAUACGUGGGGUGUUAGCAAGGUUUCCCCCACAUGUUAGUGUGCUGUAUUUUAUGUUAAUUUUUUUGUAAUUUUUUUAUUAAGUAGAUACAUAGUGUGGUAAUGAUUCCUUAGCUAUUUAAAGUGUAGGAUAAUCAAGAUUAAGGUUUUCUCUUUUCCUUUUCCUCACUUAACAGAUACUACUACUUAGUAAGUUAAGUAAUAAUUAAUAUCAGUAAAUAAAUAAUUGGGAUUAUAAAUUUA